Messenger RNA from Terrapene triunguis (Three-toed box turtle), 780 nucleotides. RefSeq names its product C-type lectin domain family 12 member B-like. Gene Ontology annotation, cellular component: external side of plasma membrane. The record is from RefSeq and is a predicted model, not a curated record. The transcript has 8 exons. Gene Ontology annotation, molecular function: signaling receptor regulator activity; protein phosphatase binding. NCBI's taxonomy places the organism in Eukaryota, Metazoa, Chordata, Testudines, Emydidae. Bases 1 to 780 code for a protein of 259 amino acids. Gene Ontology annotation, biological process: natural killer cell inhibitory signaling pathway; negative regulation of signaling receptor activity.
AUGACAGAGGAAAUAACAUAUGCGGAUCUGGAAUUUAAUAAAUCUUAUGCACUGGAAAAUAUCCCAAAGCCUGCUGCUCCUGAGGAAAAAGGGCACCCUGCUUCUUCCCCCACAUGGCGUCUGGUUGCCCUGACUUUCCUCACAUUGUGCUUGGCAUUGCUGGUAGGGCUGUUAGCCCUGGGAAUAGUGUUUUUUCAGGUUUCCAGUGACUUCCAGAAACAGAUUGGAAACCUCAAGCGAAACCAGGAAAUUCUGCAAACAAGUUCCUCAAAAAGGCUGCAAGACAUGAAAGACAAUUUGUGUCUGAAAGGGGAAGAAAAAAAUAAGAAUAAUGGACCAAAUUGUACACUCUGCCCUGCAAACUGGCAAUGGAUGGGAGGUGACACCUGCUUCUACAUGUCAAGAGAGAAAAGGCCCUGGAAGCAGAGUCGAGAAUUCUGUUCCUUACAGAAUUCCCCCCUUCUCAUGCUACAGGACAAGAAGAAGCUGAACCACGUACCUCCAAGAGAGACUAGAGACUAUUACUGGAUUGGAUUAUCAUGUAAAUCUAAAGGGAACAACUGGCAUUGGGAGGAUGGCUCAGCUUUUUCAGCACACAGAACUGAUUGGAUUGACUUGUAUGCAUCCUAUAAUUGUGGCUACUUAUUUAGAACAGGUAUUUACAUCCCUAUUAAUAACUACUGCACGGAGAAGCACUUCUGGAUCUGUGAGAAAGCAGCUGUUGAGCUAAGGUACAGUGACAUCACCAAAAGGCACAUCAGUGCUUUCAGUACGAGAUAA